ACAUUUCUGACCUGGUGAAAUUUCUCAUCUUCCUCCUUUUACUCGGGAAUUUUCCCGAAUGAAAGUUCCCCGAAAACAAUCAAACGCUACCAGCGCUGGUACGAGAAACAGUGGACCAAAAAUAAUGGCAGUGAGGGCUGAAGAGAGUGAAACGACCGUCGCUUUCUCCACAAACGAACAACGCUUCACUGCAGCUGGAGGGGUUCUGGUCCCCAAGUAGCCGCCUUCAUCCACGCUGCCAUCUUCUUCUUCUUCGUCGUCGUCUAUGAUUCAGGGGUUUGCAUCUGCCCAUUUCAUAUAGAGUUCACCUCAGACGAUAAAUGCUUCACCGCAGCCUCGCUUCAGCCACAGGGUUCCCGGACGUUGACGGCGACAACUGGACGUUUUCCGACUCCAUUGGCAACGUUUUCCUGCUUCCGCAAGUAGAAGGAUCUUGUAACCUGGGAGCACAGCACCAGCAGACUGGAGUUAUUGCCUCGGGCGGUUGUUUUCUGUAUAGGUUUUUCCCUUGGUUGUGCCAUUUCCGGCAGGUGUCUUCUAUAUCUUGAGUUAAAGUCUUGCCCUUCAGUUAAAUCUGGUCUCUUGCGAAGCUCAGAGCUCAUUUAAUGGAGUUACGGCCAGGAUGGUUAUAAUGCUAGAAGGGUUUCUAACAACCAAUAAUCUGAUGAGUUAAAUUGGGGAGCAGCACUACCAGACUGGAGUUAUUACCUCGGGUGGUUGUUUUAUCUAUAGGUUUUCCCCUUGGUGGUGCCAUUUCCAGCAGGUGUGUGCUACAUUUUGGGUUAAAGUCCUGCCUUUCAGAUAAGGCUGGUCCCUUGUGAAGUUCAGAGUUCAUGUCAUGGAGUUACAGCCAGGAUGGUUAUAAUGCUAGAAGUGGUGGUUUCUAAAAACCAAUAAUCUGGUUCAUGAGUUUGUGUAAAUAGAUCAUGGUGGACAUCUUGUGCGCCUGAGAACUGCUCGUCUUCUAAGGUGGAUCUUGUGGGUUCUGUUCUGUCAUGUCUGCCUGUUCAAUCUAAAGAGAUGCGCAUUUGGGUGAGAUGCGCAUUUGGGUAUUCUGUUUGUUGGGUGCUCUCUGCUCUGUGAGUUUCUGAGGGAGUCAUAUUGUUGGUGGAAGUGGAAAUGGGGGAGAAGGGCAUGAAGAGCUCGAAUUCCAUGGGUUUAGGAUGUUGUGGGUGGAGGUGGGCAUGCUCGAGUGGGAGUUCCUUUUCCUCCUCGAAUUCUGUAAUUCUUCUGGGAUUCCUUCUGGUGCUUACCACCUUCGGUUCUCUAUUUGCUUGGUUGACAAUCUCCCCCUUUGCGAGGCCUGGUACAGGUUUAGUUGGUUGCCGUGAAGACAGCGAAGGAUCAUGGUCGAUUGGGGUGUUUCAGGGGAAGACUCCAUUCUCUCUUCGGCCUAUUGAAAUGGAAAAUCUAGAGAACAGUAUGAGUUCCGCGUGGCCGGUGGCGAAUCCAGUGUUUACUUGUGCUUCUGUGGCAGACUCUAGAUACCCGAGCAACUUUGUAGCUGACCCUUUCCUUUUUAUUGAGCACUCUCCCACUCAAAGGGGGUAUACACUUUAUAUGUUUUUCGAAACAAAGAAUUCUCUUACAAUGCAAGGAGAUAUUGGCGUCGCCCUUAGUGCUGACAAGGGUGCAACAUGGAAGUAUUUGGGAAUUGCCUUAGAUGAAGAAUGGCACCUUUCUUAUCCAUAUGUAUUCAAUUAUCAGGGCCAAAUAUACCUGAUGCCUGAAGGUAAUAGAAAGGGAGAUCUUCGGCUUUAUCGUGCAUUGGAGUUUCCUCUUCGAUGGACUUUGGAGAAGGUGCUUAUAAAGAAACCUCUAAUUGAUGCCACGAUGAUCCAGUAUGAAGGGUAUUACUGGAUUUUUGGUUCUGAUUUCACACGUUAUGGUACAGAGAAGAAUGCUGAGCUUGAAAUUUGGUACAGCAGGUCACCCCUUGGUCCUUGGAAACAACAUAAGCAAAACCCAGUUCACUCAAGGGACAAAAGUUUGGGUGCUCGAAAUGCUGGAAGACCUUUCAUAUAUGAAGGUUCCUUGUAUCGAAGUGGACAGGACUGUGGUGAGACCUAUGGCCGAAGAGUUCGUAUGUAUAAAGUGGAAAUUCUCAGCACAGAAAAUUACAGAGAAGUAGAAGUGCCAUUAGGGAUUGAGGAGUCAAAAAAAGGCCGUAAUGCAUGGAAUGGUAUUAGGUACCAUCACUUGGAUGCUCAACAGCUUCCAUCUGGUGACUGGAUUGCAUUAAUGGAUGGGGAUCGUGUCCCUUCUGGUGAUUCAAGCAGGAGGCUGUUCAUUGCCUUUACAGGACUGACUUUUGUUCUUCUUCUCAUAACAGCAGUUGGAUUUUCCGUGGGAUGUGUAAUGUGCAUGCUUCCUACAAGCUGGGGUUUAGGUUCUAACAGGAGAAAUGAUACUAUAUGUGUGUGGGUUCAGCCACAAUUUAGCUUGAAGCUGCGAAAAUGUUUUAUAGUGUUUAACAGAACCAGUUCAUCUCUUCAGGGGCAAUUAAGACUAAACACAUGCUUGGGCAAAUCCAUUCUGUGUAUACUUUCCACUAUAGGGGUAGUAGCAGUGUGUGUGGUUGUUUCGUUUCUCUUUGGAGGAAAUGGUGCUGAAGAGGCAUACCCUUUUAAAGGGGAGUACUCACAGUUCACAAUGCUGACAAUGACAUAUGAAGCUCGUCUGUGGAAUCUGAAGCUCUAUGUAAAGCAUUAUUCACGAUGUGCUUCUGUCAGAGAAAUUGUAGUAGUUUGGAACAAAGGUAAUCCUCCAGAUGAAAGGGAAUUUGACUCUGCUGUUCCAGUUCGUAUUCGUGUGGAGAGACUCAAUUCUUUGAACAACCGUUUUAAAGUUGAUCCUCUCAUAAAAACGAGGGCAGUUCUUGAACUUGAUGAUGAUAUAAUGAUGACAUGCAAUGACCUGGAAAGAGGGUUCAAGGUUUGGCGAGAGCACCCCGAGAGACUUGUAGGUUUCUAUCCUCGGCUUGUUAAUGGGAAACCCUUGCAGUACAGGAAUGAGAGGUAUGCUCGAAAGAUGAAUGGUUACAACAUGAUAUUAACUGGAGCUGCCUUCAUGGAUGGAGAAAUUGCAUUCAAGAGGUAUUGGAGUGAAAUGGCAAAAGAAGGAAGAGCCAUGGUUGAUAAGUUCUUCAACUGUGAAGAUGUCUUGAUGAAUUUUAUUUAUGCUAACUUGAGUAGCGCAAGAACUGUUGAGUAUGUUCAUCCUGCUUGGGCAAUAGAUACUUCAAAGUUUUCAAGUGCGGCCAUUAGUCGGGACACAGGAGCACAUUACAGGAGAAGGACCAGCUGCUUGGUCAAAUUCACUGAUCUGUAUGGUCCUCUCCCAGCCAAGGAAUGGGAAUUUGGUAUGCGUGUCGAUGGUUGGGAUGCAUAGGCCAACUUGAUUUAGACCUGAGUUAUUAGAACAAUUCACAUUAGCGAUUGACAAUACGUUCCAGGGAUGUGGCUGAGUGCUGCCAUCUGAUAUGAUGUGCUGGAAAGUGAUAUUAAACUGGGUGUUAAGUGAAAGAAUUUCAUUUCUCAUUCCCCAUUUAUGGGACCAAUCAAAUUUUUUAUUCUGAUCUUUGAUGCUGUGCUCUUGAAAUGGCUUUGAUCUUUUAAGAACAUUUCCUGGAAACCACGUGAAACAUGUGAAGGUGAUGACAGAUCCGAGUUCAUGAUGUAUUGCUAUAUCCGCUGUUAUUGUGACCAGCUAGCUUCUGAUGAAUACUUUAAUGUACUGUGAUAUGGCAUACUUGUUCAAAGUUAUAUAAGCGCCAAUGGAGACUUAACUCAUGCUUCAGCUGGAUUGCUGACGCAUGUAUACUGUUGAGAGGUGUACUGUUGGGAAUCAAAUGAUGAUGUUCACUCUGAGAAUGUGUAAUCUUCUUGGACAUCCAAUUUUCCCACCUUUCUUGUGGGUCUGCAGAAUAUGAUUGCACUGAUGUCUGUUAUAUAUUUUAUUGCUGGUAGAUGGUCUGUGCAUGCACCAUGAUCUGCCUGAGUUUCAAUUGUCUGGUCUCAAACUCCCUGAAUUGGUCAAAUGACCUUUGGCCAAUCUUGUGAUGAUCUGGCUCUUGAACAACACAGAACUUGUAGUCUUGUAUCGCUUAUAUGUUGGGUAUUUCAUCAAAUGCAUAUUUUAUUGGCCUUGAGCAGGUAUCUGGAAUAUGAUAUGGGGCUUAUAUUGGUGUGACUGGAUUACUGGAUGCAAAAUGGGGUCGUCAGACAUUCGUACGUCUUGAAUUUUGUUUCUCGUGUCGGUCAAGAGGUGUCUUGAAAAGAGGAGGUUUUAAAUCACACUCAACACCCUUUUGAAGACCAGCUGCGGCUGCGAGCCUGCGAUGCUCUGCAUGUGCCCUUCUUUCAUACCACAAAUGACCCACAGAAAGGAGGAAUCGAAUAACAGAAUAAGAGUUAGCUAGUGAAACUUUUGUGAAAGAGACAUUGACUGCAUUAGUACAUUGGAGCGUUCGGUUUUUGGAUGAUAAUUUGAUUAACUAGUUGACUCGUUGGAGUUGGGCUAGAAAUUUGGCAUCCAAACCUAUCAGGCUUAGAACAUUUGAGCCUAGGCUGAUAUGUCAGUACUUUUUUCUCUUGGUCUUCCGGCCAUAUAUGUUAAGACAACUCCAGGGUGACCCAUCUCAUCGUAUCUAUCUUAUGGGCUUGGAAAGAUACUUCUCUGUGCACAAGGUUUAGAAGACCAAAAUCCGUGAGUGUUCAUGCUUGCGGCUUGCAUAAAUUAAAAAUGAGCUUUCUUAA
Molecule: messenger RNA, 4757 nt
Organism: Nymphaea colorata (pocket water lily)
Lineage: Eukaryota; Viridiplantae; Streptophyta; Magnoliopsida; Nymphaeales; Nymphaeaceae
Product: glucosamine inositolphosphorylceramide transferase 1-like
Exons: 5
Coding region: 1120-3390 (756 amino acids)
Cellular component (GO): membrane
Molecular function (GO): glycosyltransferase activity
Source: RefSeq, a predicted model, not a curated record